AUGCGAACGUACGAACGACGGAGAUGCCAAUGUCAAUUUAUUGAGGUGAGUUUGUUUGUUGAUAUGAGUUUCACGCGUGCGCCUGUUAAACCUCUCUUAUCGCUUUUCGAUUUUUUUAUUUUUUCACUUCUUCUCUUUUCACUUUCUUUCCUUCUUCUCAUUUCGCUUUUUUUCCUCUCUUUACAUUGUUUUUCUUCUCUUUUCGAUUUCUUUCUUGCUUCUUCUCUUUUCGCUUUCUUCUUCCUUCUCUUUUCGCUUUCUUUCUUGCUUCUCUUUUCGCUUUCUUUCUUGCUUCUCUUUUCGCUUUCUUUCUUCCUUCUCUUUUCGCUUUCUUUCUUCCUUCUCUUUUCGCUUUCUUUCUUGCUUCUCUUUUCGCUUUCUUUCUUCCUUCUCUUUUCUUUCUUUCUUUUGCUUCCUUUUUUUUCUUUUUGCUUCUUUUCUUUUCUUCCUUCUUAUCUUUUAGCUUUCUUUCUUCCUUCUUAUCUUUUAGCUUUCUUUCUUCCUUCUCUUUUCGCUUUCUUUCUUGCUUCUCUUUUCGCUUUCUUUCUUCCUUCUUAUCUUUUAGCUUUCUUCUUCCUUCUCUUUUCGCUUUCUUUCUUGCUUCGUCUCUUUUCGCUUUCUUCUUCCUUUUCAUUCUGCUUUCUUUCUUUUUCACUUUUCAAUUUUUUGCCAUCACACUCACUCUCCCCCACACAUUCUCAAUAUAUUUUUCUCUCUCUUACACUUUUUUCACCGUCUCUCUUUACCUCUCUGUCUCGUUUGCACACACUCAAUCAUACACACACACUCUCUCUAACGAUGUUUCUCUCUUCCUCUCAGCCCAUCACCGACUUACCGCUUUCUCUCUCUUCCUUUCUUUUUCAAUCUUUAACAUUUUCAUAUCUGUCUCCAUCUGUUCAUAUCUAUCUUCUGAUAAUAUAUAACUACCUCCACCUGUUCAUAUCUCUUCACCUGUUCAUAUCGAUUUCCGUCUGUUCAUAUCUAUCCGCGCCUGAUCAUAUCUAUCUAUCUAUCUAUCUAUCUAUCUCCGUCUGUUCAUAUCUAUCCCCGUCUGUUCAUAUCUUUCUAUCUAUCUAUGUCUGUAUCUCGAAUCAACUACCUACAUUUCGAUCAUUCGAAAGAAAUAAAGAGAUACAUUUUCGUUGA
This is a messenger RNA of Acanthosepion pharaonis, 1146 nucleotides long. NCBI's taxonomy places the organism in Eukaryota, Metazoa, Mollusca, Cephalopoda, Sepiida, Sepiidae. The record is from the annotation of a GenBank genome assembly.